Messenger RNA from Microtus ochrogaster (prairie vole), 5027 nucleotides. It is a transcript of the gene Rhbdl3, whose product is annotated as rhomboid like 3. The record is from RefSeq and is a predicted model, not a curated record. Gene Ontology annotation, cellular component: membrane. NCBI's taxonomy places the organism in Eukaryota, Metazoa, Chordata, Mammalia, Rodentia, Cricetidae. Gene Ontology annotation, molecular function: serine-type endopeptidase activity; calcium ion binding.
CGCCGCCCCGGAGGAGUCAGUGGGGAGGAGGAGGAGGCUGGCGCGCAGAGCGGGGGCUGCGCGGAGCGGGAAGGAGCACGGGGAGCUGUAGGGCCCAGCCGGCCCAAGGGCGCCCUCGCCUCGGGCCCGCGGCCGAGGCGGAGAAGUUUGGCCCCUCGGGGCCCGGCGUCCCGGGGUCUCGGGGGCCGCGGCAAGCAGGGCCAUGGGGGCGAGCGCGGAGGUGGUGAGGUGCGCAGCGAGCUCCUGGAGCGACGCGGCGGAGGCGGCGCAAAGUUAGCCCGGCGCCCCGGGACGAGCGCCGCAGCCUGGGCCAUGGGCGAACACCCCAGCCCCGGCCCCGCAGUGGCCGCUUGCGCCGAGGCGGAGCGCAUCGAAGAGCUGGAACCCGAGGCCGAGGACCGGCUGCCCGCCGCGCCAGAAGACCACUGGAAAGUCCUGUUUGAAAAGUUUGACCCUGGGAGCACCGGCUACAUCAGCACAGGAAAAUUCCGGAGCCUCCUGGAGAGCCACAGCUCUAAGUUGGACCCACACAAAAAGGAGGUGCUGCUAGCUCUCGCUGACAGCCAUGCAGACGGGCAGAUCUGCUACCAGGACUUUGUCAACCUGAUGAGCAACAAGCGUUCCAACAGCUUCCGCCAGGCCAUCCUUCAGGGCAACCGCAGGCUGAGCAGCAAGGCCCUGCUGGAGGAGAAGGGGCUGAGCCUCUCCCAGCGGCUCAUCCGCCACGUGGCCUACGAGACCCUGCCCCGAGAGAUUGAUCGCAAGUGGUACUACGACAGCUACACCUGCUGCCCCCCGCCCUGGUUCAUGAUCACAGUCACCCUGCUGGAGGUUGCCCUUUUCCUGUACAAUGGGGUUCUACUGGAUCAGUUUGUGCUGCAGGUGACGCACCCUCGGUACCUGAAGAACUCUCUGGUUUACCACCCGCAGCUCCGUGCACAGGCUUGGCGCUAUGUGACAUACAUCUUUAUGCAUGCAGGGGUAGAGCACCUAGGACUCAAUGUGGUGCUGCAGCUGCUGGUGGGGGUGCCGCUGGAGAUGGUGCAUGGAGCCACCCGAAUCGGGCUCGUCUAUGCGGCUGGCGUUGUGGCAGGCUCCUUGGCUGUGUCUGUGGCUGACAUGACUGCACCCGUUGUGGGCUCUUCCGGAGGGGUGUAUGCGCUCGUCUCUGCCCACUUAGCCAACAUUGUCAUGAACUGGUCAGGCAUGAAGUGCCAGUUCAAGCUGCUGCGGAUGGCUGUGGCCUUGAUCUGUAUGAGUAUGGAGUUCGGGAGGGCCGUGUGGCUCCGCUUCCACCCAUCGGCUUAUCCCCCAUGCCCCCACCCAAGCUUCGUGGCGCACUUGGGUGGUGUGGCCGUGGGCAUCACCCUGGGUGUGGUGGUCCUAAGGAACUAUGAGCAGAGACUGCAGGACCAGUCGCUGUGGUGGAUUUUUGUGACCAUGUAUACCAUCUUCGUGCUGUUUGCUGUCUUCUGGAACAUCUUUGCCUAUACACUACUGGACUUGAAGCUGCCACCACCCCCCUAAGAGACUGGAGGACCGAGGCAGGGAAGGGAAGAAGCAGAGCAUCCAGAGGAAGUACCUGCAUCUGAUUUUCAUCACCAAUUCAGCGAGACCGGGGGAGCAGGAGACUCGGGGAUGUAUGUGUUUCAGUGUUGAAGGGUGGGGGAGGAGAUGGAUGCAGCUGCUGUUUUCCUAAGUUGAGCUGGGGUGGGGGCAAGUCUGGGGUAGGACGGGAGUAGCUGAUCCACGUGCUCCCCUCUCACUGCCACAAGUAGCCUUCUUCCUGGUCUUUCACUUGGAGAGACACUGGGACACAGAAGUUCUGAGGGCAGCCGCAGCCAGGCAUGCCUUCCCCAGCCAGGAGGUAACUGGAGACUCAGUCAUGUCCUCCCUGCAGCUCAUGGUCUGGUGCUCUGGCAGUAGACGCUUUGAAUCUGGGGGAGCCCAGAGCACCCCAAGCUCAGAUCCUGUCAGUGGGUGCGAUAGCAUGGCCCCUAGGACGGGGAGAUGCUCUAUAUUCUUUUCCUGGGGAUCUGUGAGAGGGCCCGUGCCUGGGGCACUGAAGUUCAUCCCAGGUUCCCCUUGGGAAAGGCCCAGGACCAAUUUUCCCUCUUCCUGCCUGUAUUCCUGAAUGCUGGCAUAUCACACCAUCAUCCUGCAUCCAUGCCCCAUCUGGACUUUGGGGUCUUUUCUUCCUCUCUACUGCCCUUGCCCUACUUUGUGCCUCUCUUUUGGGUGUGGAGACAGGGUUUUGGGGUGUGUUGUGUGUGUGUGUGUGUACACGAGCGCGUGUGCAAUGUCAGGCAAGUCAGACCCUGCAGAGGGAGGCAGUGGAGGACAAUGUACUCAAGGGUGUCUGUAAGGGAUUGCUGGAAUGGGCAUGCUCAGUGUGUUUGUUCAGUGGCCUUGCUUUUUGCAUAAUUCAAGCCCCUCUUUCCCAUCUGGCCUUCCCACAUACCUCCUAAGCAUCACUGACCAGCGGAAAAAUUGUCCGUGCUAGAGGAAAAAGACCAGAGCCCCACCAGGACCUUUGGGAGGAUAUGCCAGCUGUGUUCUGGUUCCCUCUGGGGUAGCUUCAUGUCUGUUCUGCCUCCUGUAGAAUAAAGUCUUUGGAAUGAAAGAAAACCUAGGACAGUGAUAACAUGGCCAUCUCAACAAGGAAGCUAUAGUAAAAGAUAUUUUGGUGAAGACCUUGCCCCAGAGAAGAGCUCCUGGGAGCCUGGGUGAGUGCCCAGGGUCGAGAGCAGCUGUAGACUUAGAUGAAUAGAUCUGGAGGGAAGUUGGACGUGAGACUGAGGGAAUGGCUUUGUGCUACCCACAUCCCAGCAGCCUCGGGAGCUUGGCAAGACACGCUGUGCCUCUGCCCCUCCAAGACAGUCUGCUCAGGCUGGCACGAGGAGCUGCUGGAAGCCCUAAGUGGAGACUGUGAGACAAAUGACCUUUAUAUCGGCUUCGGGACUCUCAGCUCCUGGGAAUCCAGGCUGAGGAACCAGACAUGGGAAGUCAGGAGGAUGAGAACUGCUCCUGGAUCCCCUCACCACUCCAGCAACUUUUCCCAGCUGGUCUCCUUUCUCCUGAGUUCCUCACCCCGACCCCUCCAGUGUGGUCGCCAGCAGGGCGGGACUCGGGGCACUGUCAUUGUCAUUCUUAAGGCUGUAGGUUGGCCUCAGAGGCUGGGGAAUGCCCAGACAACAACUAUGUGGACUCGCUUGCUUUUAAAGGGAGAGGAGUCAUGGGAGCCAGGGAAGGGAAAGCAGCCCUUCAAAGAAGAGAAAUUUCACUUUAAUGGCACCAUUUGUCGCUCGUUUUUUAAUUAGGAGAAGCCCCCUAAUGGGCCUCUUUUGACGCUGUUUCCAAGCGAACCAUUCUUGCCUAGAGCAUCAGUGGAGGUACUGCUCACCGAACCCAGGUCUUCCUCGAGUGUCCAAUUCAGUUUGCAGAUAAUGAGGAUUUCCCGGUGCUGUGUGCUUCCCAGGGCUGGCUGCAAAGCGAUGACUCUCCUCUGCCUUAAAAACUGCCCGACAGCUGCCCUCCAAGGACUAAGUAAGUGAAAACCAAUCCACUAGCCGCAAUGUUGGUUUCUAAAUAUUUUUGUAUUGUGUACAUUCUGUAUAUUUUUGUUGUAACAUAUUAUUUGAGCACAGAUUCCAUUAAAGAUUUUUUUAAAGCCAUUGGUUACUCAGGAAGUGACUACAAGAGCUGCCAUGGAACUGUUUUGUCUGGGUCUGGUGGGAGAAGGAAAGAACUGGACGUGGUGGGUUGAUGGGUUCUGGCGCUGGUGAUUGGCACUGUCUUCCUUAACCUUUCCUGAGUGGUUGGUGAAAACUGACUGUUCUUCCCAUAACAUAACAUGAAGGAAGCUUCCUGGACAGUUUUGGAGGUAGUUGCCAGUAGUUAGGGAGCUCAGCCCGAGUGACAGUCUCAGUGCCAGUGUCCCCACAGGCCUGUCUUCUCUUCCACUCACCCAGCUCUCCUACGUGCCUCACUCGGCACUGCUUUAGGGAUUGACAGUUGCCAAGGGAAUGAAGAAAAUGCACACACAUGAACUCAAGGACAGAAAAGCUGGGAUCGCAUGGUCAUGGACGGAGAAGCCACAGCCCCGCCCCAUAAGCUCAGAGUGUUCGUUAUAUACUGUUGAACAGGGAAGUGAAGUUAUUGGAUUCAGCUGAAUGAGGAGGCGCAGAUAGGCGCAGUCUCUGUAGGGGCAGUCUUCAGGCCGUAAACAUGCAGAGGCAAAAGCUGUGGAUAUUCUCUGUCUACAUCCGCACAGUCUGGUGUCCUUGACAUAGCCUUGCUAUGUCAGCAAUACACCUUCACUCACGACUAGAGACCUCUUUCUCUGCCUCAACAAGCCUAGUCUUUCGGUCCUCCUCGGGGCCAGCAACAACUUAAUCUUGAAGAACAGGGCAUGGUUAAGUUCAUAUCCAGAGGAGAAAUGAAAGCAGCAUAUAUGCUCAAGGUGAGGCCUGGGACUUCAGAAGUUUAACAGCUGAGUUACUUUGCAUAAAUGAGGCCUGGAAAGCCAACUGUGUGCCCACCUUCUCCAGAUCAGCAUUGGCCUCUGUAGCUUCCCAGUUAACUACUGACGCUGAAGGAUUGAACUGCCCUGGUGCAGAACGGGGGUCGCUGCCCUUCCCAUCAAUUUCCUGUGUGUUACCGAAAAAGGCUUCCGAACAGUGUAGGAGCCAUACCCAAACUAAAACCAAGAGCGCAGUUAGCUCAGGCUAACUACACACCCACUGCUACUUGGGAAGUGCAGAGCUGAGUUCUCUGCAAACACCUUCCACUGGGGCCUCCUGUGCUCCAGAAACUCAAGGCAUCAAGGCAGCUCCUUGGGGAAAAAAGCUGUUUAAUUAGAUUUACCUUUGGCCUCCUCCCAUUUACCUUUACUUUUCUGUUUCUUCCUUUUUGACAAAUUCUCGUUCAUUAAAUAGUUUACUAAAAUGUUUACCAAUGAUAAUUUAAAAAAAUUGAAAACAGCUGGGCGUUGGUAGCACAUGCCUUCCUGUCAUGCCAGAUUAUCU